CGUAGAGAAUAAUUUUUGGAAAGACGGCUGGAGAUGGUACCAUUUACGCUGAAUCAUCCGCUGCCGCAACAAAUAAGUAUAUAGGGGUGUCCCUUCGUUCCGUCUCAAACUGCCCGCACCCUCCGUUGGAAACGGACGAGUCCGAUCGAUAAGAAAAGUCGAAUCCUGCCCUCCCCUCCUAUAUUAUCCGCAGUCGCCGGGUGUGCUGUGUCGACUCCGCAACACUCAGCAGCUCUACUGCCAAGCCGAACUCCGAGGGAGGCGAUGAGAGAAUCGCAAUAGGGAUUUUCUGCAGCGUUUGAUAUAUAAAAGCCGUCUAGAAACAAACGGGAGACAAUGGUCGGUACAACUCUAGUCGUAGAACUCGUUCGUAAGUCUGUCCUGCAAUGUUUCUGUCGAACAUGUCAGGCCGCAGCUAUAGAGAAAAAGCCACCUCUCCCCAAAAAGAACAAUGCGCCUACUGUGAAAACUCGACCACCAAAAAAAGUAGUCUUUCUCGCAACCGAAGUUCGCGCAUCCGAGCAAUCUAAAGGCGGAAUGAAGUACGAACUUUUACUGGCGGAUCCGACUUCCAACUGUCCCACGCAACGGCCACCUUCUCCGCCUAAAACUAACUUAUCCGUUGAAGAUAUUCAAAAUAAACUGAAGGCAGCCGAAGAGAGAAGACUGUCCAUCGAGGCUCAAAAACUCAGUCAGCUAAUCGAGAAACGUAGCCGAUUGAACGAAGUGAAUCAAAAGAAACAAGAAUAUAAUAAUAACUUCAUGCAGACUGCUCGAGAGAUUUUGGAACAGAAGACCGAAGCUUAUAAAGAGAAUAGAGAAGCUCACUUGAAAUCCAUUCAAGAGAAAUUGAGAGAACACGAUUUGCACGUUAACGAAGUACGCAAACUCUUGGACGAUCACGCGCAAGAUAUUUUGCAAACGAUCGAGAAAAAACUGGAAAAUGCCACGGAAGCGAGAUUAAAUCAGCUUAACGCUUUGCAAGAGAAAUUACGUGAACACGAUAAGCACAUAGCCGAUGUUAAAAAGCAAUUCGAAGAGCAGGUAGAUAAUUUAAGGGAGCGCAUGAAUAAAAAGUUAGAAGCCGCUCGAGAGAAACGGGACGUUAUCACCAAGGAACUUCAGGAAAAAUUGCAGGAUCACAGGAAGCACGUUCUUCAAGUUCGUCAGCUCAAUGAAUUGAACGAAAAGGACACCGGAGAUAAACUGGAACGUAUCUGCAGAAAAUUGGAUGAAGCCGAAACCAAGAGGCUUAUUCAACUACAAGCUCUUCAGGAGAGGCUACAGGAACACGAACGUCAUAUUGAAGAAGUUCGUCAACAGAAGGCGCAAUACGCCGUUGCAGUAACCAAUACCUCUGGUUAGAAGAUUGUGGCACCGUUCGUUUGUCACCGAAGGAGAAUAUGCAGCCCUGCCCUAGGACUUGGCUUUAUCGUUUACACCCUGGCACUUGAUUUUAUCAAUUUAGUGUUUAGAAUAUCUGUGCCCUCCGCCCCAAUGUUAUUAUGGUUACUACUUCAUUUGUGUGUGUGGAUAAAGUUCUUCAAAACUGCUGUAUCUUCUAUGUGAUAAUGGUGAAUGUUUACUCAGAUGGAUAUAGAAAUUCUUUCAUCUGUGGUACAAUGUCAAUUGUGUAUAUCUUGUCAAAGCACUAUCCCGUUGAAUGCUAUCGAGAGUGGCAAAAAAGAGUGUUUUUCUGCUGACUUGCAUGAUCAGUAAUCCUCAAGCUCGAUUAGAAUUAAGAAUUGAAGAAUUUUAUAACAAUAUCAUCAAAGGUUUCGAGUCAGUGUUAUUAGGGCCUUCUAUGUGCUAACGUUGUCGUCUUUCCGACAAUGUUGCGAGCUAAGAAAUCUAUUUACCCCUAUGUUGGUUUUUGUCUUAAUCCUUCUUUUCUACAUCCGUAUCGAAAGAUUAAAAAUACGAGACAAAUUUAGAAUAUCUUUAGGCCUUGUACAUUAAUUGAUUUAUGCACAAUAUGCAAUCUUUUGUACAUUACGAUUCAGCUUUCGGCCUGAUGUCACAAGUGCCCAAGUAAAAAUUUCUUUUGUAAAAUGACUAAUGGACCAAUGAUUGCAAGAACGAUAAAUGUAACGAUCGAUGGUUUGCCUUAAAAGAUCAUGCGUAACACAGGGAUGCGGAGUUUCAUUUGUCUGUUGCUGUUGAACGAAUAUCAUGCUCAGAGGUUAUUGCUACUUGAUAUUUUUCUACAACUGUUAAUUUCAAAAAUAAUAAGAAGGGUUGUAUGCUAUUAUAAUGUACUAUUAUAAUGAUGUUCAACUUAGUUUUAUGCGAAUAAGAGCAAAGGUAAAAAAUUGGUGAAAAAUAGUGUUUUAUGUAUGUACGAUUAAACAUUAGUAGCUAAACCGGCUAUAUCAAUCUCAAUAUUAUAUGAAUCUUGGAAAUUAAAACUUUUGGCUUAUUAACUAGGACUGUAGUGUAACCUAUGAAUAGUGAUGAUAAUGUCAGUGCUUUUUGCAUCUUCCCUAUGUAGUGGAUUUUCCCAAUGCAUUCAUUAAAUGUCCUUUCUCGGGCACUGCAAAUUGA
This is a messenger RNA of Centruroides sculpturatus (bark scorpion), 2544 nucleotides long. Its product is annotated as golgin subfamily A member 6-like protein 1. Gene Ontology annotation, cellular component: cytoplasm; neuron projection. NCBI's taxonomy places the organism in Eukaryota, Metazoa, Arthropoda, Arachnida, Scorpiones, Buthidae. The record is from RefSeq and is a predicted model, not a curated record. The coding region runs from base 337 to 1365 and encodes 342 amino acids. The transcript is spliced from 8 exons. Gene Ontology annotation, biological process: microtubule depolymerization; neuron projection development; regulation of microtubule polymerization or depolymerization. Gene Ontology annotation, molecular function: tubulin binding.